AUGCUUGGAGAUUUAUCAAAUCCAGAAUUACGAAUACUCACAGAUCAUUUGGACAUGAUCAAAUAUAGUGGUGAGGAAGUUCCUGUGAAACGAUUGUCAGUCGCCGAUCUGUUGCCCGCCACCCAUUACUACAUGACGUAUGACGGCUCUACCACAGUUCCCGCGUGUCACGAAACCGUUACCUGGUUAAUACUAAACAAACCAAUCUACAUCACUAAACAACAAUUGUACAGUCUGAGGGGCCUGAUGCAGGGCAGCAAGAAGAACCAAGGUAUGGCGCCGCUGGGCAACAAUUUCCGACCACCUCAACCGCUGCACAAUCGGCUGGUGCGCACCAAUAUCGAUUUCAACCUGAGAAAGGACGAUGAGAAAUACUGCCCGAGCAUGCACAAAGACGUAUACUACAAGGCCAACGACUGGAAACCACACUAA
Messenger RNA from Macrosiphum euphorbiae (potato aphid), 432 nucleotides. The record is from the annotation of a GenBank genome assembly. NCBI's taxonomy places the organism in Eukaryota, Metazoa, Arthropoda, Insecta, Hemiptera, Aphididae.